GACAGAAAAUCAUUGGCAACCCCAACAGCGCUUACGACAGUCAGCUGGGGUCAAAGGGAGAUAUAUCGGGUGGCUGCCGAGACACCAGGCUACGCCAGCACCAGUCGUAGACGAACAGCCAACCUCUUCACACGCUCUUCAAUUCCGCCUCCUGUUAGAAUAACCUGCCACCAUGUGGGAUGAUGUCGUAGAGGAGACCCCGGCGGCCCCGGCCCCUGAAGCGGCACCUGCUGCACCAGAUGCGGCGCCGGCUGGUGACGCGCCCGCCGCUGCUGGGGAGCCGGCUAAGGCUGAGGAAGCCGAACCUCCCCCGCCUCAGAAACUGGAAAACGCCGCAGACAAGAGACUCGUUUGCAAACACUGGGUUAGACCCAAAUUCUCCCAAUACAACUAUCUUUACGACUACCAGAGGAAUUACUAUGAUGACCUGAUCACCUACUUGGACAAGCGUAACCAUGGCAUACCAGUCGAGAGACCAACUCCUCAGACUUGGGGAGAACGCGCUCUUCGCACCUACCUAUCGAGGAGCUGCAGCUAUAGCUCCAAGAAGUACAGCAGAGACACCUCCCUACUUUAUCACAUCUCCGUCGGGGCGAAGUUCCAACGCACCCAUACCAAGUCCCUUAUCUCGAGGAAGUAUUCCAAACUGGGAAUUAGUAACGCUGUGUACCUAUAGCUUCGCUCUAACACAUGCUUGCAGUUGCUACGCGGACCCCAUCUCGAACUCCCAUCGUGAACUUUGUGUCAAUGUUACAGGAUUUCCUUGUCGUGAUCCGACACCUGGCGCUCGCUUUAGAAGAACCAACACGACUGUGCGAUUGAGAGUCGUCCGCAUUCCUCUCUCGAUGUUUUCUUAUUUGAACGAAGAAUAAAUGUUAAGUUUA
This is a messenger RNA of Pararge aegeria (speckled wood butterfly), 884 nucleotides long. RefSeq names its product flightin (gene Fln). The record is from RefSeq and is a predicted model, not a curated record. The coding region runs from base 173 to 676 and encodes 167 amino acids. NCBI's taxonomy places the organism in Eukaryota, Metazoa, Arthropoda, Insecta, Lepidoptera, Nymphalidae. The transcript has 3 exons.